Molecule: messenger RNA, 729 nt
Organism: Lasiodiplodia theobromae
Lineage: Eukaryota; Fungi; Ascomycota; Dothideomycetes; Botryosphaeriales; Botryosphaeriaceae
Exons: 1
Coding region: 1-729 (242 amino acids)
Source: RefSeq, a predicted model, not a curated record
AUGACGACGUUCUGCGCACACUUUCCCCCAUCCGAGCUGCUACCCGUCACCUCCUCCCCCAUCACCACCCGACGCACCAACUGCCGCAAACCCCUCUACCGCUUCAGCUACGGCAAAGACAAGAUCACUCUCGCGACACCGUGCUUCGAGCACGGCUGCAACACCUGCUCCCUGCGCCAGCCCGCCGUCGGCGCCUUCCACGACGACAACACCAGCAUCAUCUCGCCCUGCACCACGCUCGCCUGCCUCACUGACGAAGAGCUUCUGCGCCAUCGCCAGGAAGCCUGCUACCGCAACGUCCAGGAAAAACUUCGCAAGCUCAGCAUACUACACGUGCGCAACGCGCCACCGGUCAAGAUGAGGACCAAGACAGUUCGCGCCGUGAAGAGCGGUCGUGUGGAGAAGAAGAAGGCCGAUAUGGGAGAUGACACGCCGAAGCCCCAGCAGCGCAAGACGACCAGCGACAAGUCCGGAGCCCGCUUCCGCAACAGACUUGUCCUGAGGUUCCAUGGAAAGACGGAUGCGUCCAAGAUGCUGUCGAAUGACUCGGAGAAUGUGGAGAACCAGCAACGCGAGAAGCAGCUGGUCGUGCUGAAGUUUCAACGUCACGUCGAGGAGUUCGCAAAGCUUUCGGGGGAGAUCGAGAAGAAGACGGCACAGUCGACGCAAGGACAGAGGCUCUUCCUGGUCAUUGGCAAGGGCGAUAAGUUGAGCUGCUUCUGGAAGUAG